Messenger RNA from Phanerochaete carnosa HHB-10118-sp, 600 nucleotides. RefSeq lists its product as uncharacterized. The coding region runs from base 1 to 600 and encodes 199 amino acids. The record is from RefSeq and is a predicted model, not a curated record. NCBI's taxonomy places the organism in Eukaryota, Fungi, Basidiomycota, Agaricomycetes, Polyporales, Phanerochaetaceae. The transcript has 3 exons.
AUGAGUACCACCCCGCCGACACGAACAGAGAUCAUGAAUGUGUUCAUGAUUCUGGCCAUGCAGAACCAGUAUAACAGUCAAGUCAAUGGUAGCGGCGUGAAUGGCGGCAACCACGGCAAUAAUGGCUACUUGCAAAUGCCAACUUACUCGCUAUCAUACUCUGGUCCUUAUCACCCUGACCAACUGGCGCAGAUGUACAACAUGUCAGCCGAGCUCCAGCACCCUGAUGCUUCUGACUACAAUGUCACUGAGCAAACAUGGUCCACAAACUCGUAUUUGUCAGUGUGGUUGACGUCACACUCCUUGCAGCGAUUGUCGUUGCUGGAUUCUAACUUCUUCUCGAGCUACGGUGGCAUGUUCUGGAACACGACCCACCAACAGCACUACCAGGGAGCAGCAGCGGCAUCGUUUGUCCACCUGCCGAUACUUCUGCCAGACAAGUCAUCGACGGACUACCUGCAGACGCUGCAGUAUAACGACACAGAGUUGCUCUUCAACGCAUAUCUGCACCUGCCGAUGCCGCCACCAGCCUUGGAUGACUUGUUGAAGAAUGCACUCGGCUCGCUUCCGCCUCACCUGCCGAUGCUCUCGCACAAGUAG